Molecule: messenger RNA, 4660 nt
Organism: Cataglyphis hispanica
Lineage: Eukaryota; Metazoa; Arthropoda; Insecta; Hymenoptera; Formicidae
Gene: Bdp1
Product: transcription factor TFIIIB component B'' homolog
Exons: 5
Coding region: 1595-3649 (684 amino acids)
Biological process (GO): RNA polymerase III preinitiation complex assembly
Cellular component (GO): transcription factor TFIIIB complex
Molecular function (GO): TFIIIC-class transcription factor complex binding
Source: RefSeq, a predicted model, not a curated record
UUCUCAAGAAUUGUACAUUAAGAUAAAUGACAAGCCUGAAAAACCUAUUGAGCAAUCAGUUCAGAAAAAUAUUCCACCAUUGCCAGAUGUGCCAUCGACAAGAAUAGAUAUAAGUAAGUUUUGUAAAAUGAUUAAAAAAUUUAUAUUGAAAAACACUUAAAAAAAUAUUUUGUAACAAUUUGAUUUUUCUAUUAAAAUAUAAUUGUUCUCGCCUCUCCGAUCGCCUGUUGUGUCUGAUGGAGGUUUUGAGAUGUAGAAGAUCUCGUGAGGUAGAUCCAAUUGAAAGGGCUUAUUGUGCGCGAAAGUUCUGUGUGAACGUGCGAGCGAGCGUGCUCCGAAAAGACAAGCGGGAAAUGAGACGGCCGACGGACAAACGCACCCGCGAGUAUGGCCCGCAGUGGCGGAGCUCGACCUUGAUUCGGCCCCGUGCGUCAGUAGGUUGACCGCCAAUGCUGAUAAUAGAUGUUGAGGCAGGAGUCCCGCCCAGUUGCAGUCGCUGAACCAGUGACUCGGCGAUGAUCGACACCUCGGAACCCUGGUCGAUGAGGGCUCGAGUGGUGUGAAGAACGCUGAACUUGUCGGCAACGCGAAUGCGCGCCGUCGCGAGAAGCACCGCCGAUGUGGCUUUUGAAGUUCGGUUCGCAGAAAGUGAUAGUCUGGCGACUUCGAUGGACUCGCACACAUCGUGGAGCGUCGAGUGAUGACGUGCAUCGCACAUCGAGCACGUUUUCUUUGACGGGCAAUCACUCACUUUGUGCUUCCUGAGACAAUUGAAGCACAACUGAUGUCUCUCUACGUGCUGCCGUCGCUCCGAUGCCGUUUUCGCUUUGUACGCGUCACAGAACAUUAUGUAGUGUUCUUGGUGACACAAGGAGCAUCGGUCGCGAUUGCCUUCCGGUUUCCGCACAUCACUCGCGGCGAAUGUCCGGGAGUCGCAUCCGGUUUCGCGGCAUUUGCUUCUGGCUUGGACGGUUGUAAUGAUUCAACCGUGUGCAGCCGUCGGUCGAGAAACCGAAUCAACUCCGCGUACGACGGCGGAUCCGUCGUGUCACCUAUCGCAUUCUCCCAUUCUCGGCGGGAUCGGGUGUCCAUGAGAUCGACAACGAGAUGGACAAACAAGUCCUCGCCGCUCGUUAUCGGUCGACCGAUGCUUUCAAGGGAGCCGACGGUGCUCAAGACGCCGUGGUAAAGAGUGCGCAAAUCUGUGCUCGACUCACUUUUUACCCGUUGAAUCGCCAGGAACCUCGCGAUGUACGAUCGCACGAGUAGGCGCUUGUUCUCUUAGAAGUCCGUGAGAGCCUUCCAAGCGCGAUCAAAAUUCUCCCCUGUAGUGGGUAGACUGCGGAUGAGAAGUUCCGCUUCUCCCUUCAGGCACGCCUUGAGGUAGUGAAGUUUCUCGACAUUGGUAGCCGAGGCAUUCUUUCCAAUGAGGGAAUGAAAGAGAUCUCGGAAGGACGUCCAGUCCUCAUACAACUCGGAGAACUGAGGAAGUAUCCUCGGCAAGGUCGUUCGCGGCGGCUGUGAUGUUGGUGUGCCAGCAGCGGAAACCUCGGUUCUCUCUGUGGAUCUGAGACGCCGGAGCGCAUCCAGGAACAUGCCUUUCUGGGUGACAUACGCUUUCUCGGUUAGCGCUAGCAUGUCCUUCUCGAGCUUAUCGUGGUUGAACUCGAAUUUCGCCCAGUUGGCUUCCAGGGCUUGGAGUCGUGCCUCCACCAGCCCGACAAAAAUAUUGGCGGACCCCGACUUCCGCAAGUUCUCGUACGAGCGUGCAAUGCGCCCAUACAGCUCCAAUUGCGUUCGUACGGUUGAGUCCGUGUCUUUACUCAUCUUUGUCUUUUAUGAUGUGAUGAUCGAAGAAGCUCCGACGAAAAUCAUAGGCACUGCACUCACUGCACUCACUGCACCCACAGGCACCGGACAGCGAGAUCCGGCUGGAAGGACCAGCAAAUUUUCUCCUACAAAAAAUCGUCUGUGUUUUAUGAGACCUGUACCAAGAUUAGACACUGGUGGCAGAAUAAGAAAGAACAGCAUACAGGGAAGCGGUGCGAGUGCGAGUGAAUCCGAAGAUGAGCACGGCAAGAGAACAGUAUCCAUUGUGCCAAGUCGCAUAAGAAAUGAUUCUUGUUGUUCUGUACAAAGCAACAAGGAUAGUACUACUACUGACAAUCAAAAUAUCUCUCCAAGAAUUAAAGUGAUGCAGAAGAGACGCAUGCAGGUUUCAGAAUCGGCGAGAAGGCUAGCCGAAGCGAGAAGAGAAUUCUUACUAAAACACGAAAAUAAAACGCCUGAUAAAAGUCAGAUGAAAAUGUAUGAUUUUAUAUAUUAUAAUCCCAUAACAAAUCCUAUGAAGUCAAACAAAGAACAAAGAAUAAUUGCAGCACAACCAAUGGAAAUACCGGAAGAGGAAGAAGAGGAUGAUCCGCCGGCGAUGCCUGUACCACAAGUCAAGGUCGGUCCUGAUGGUCAAUUGAUAAUAGAUGAACAGAGUCUCGUGAUAGAACAGAAAGAUGCAAAAAGAGUUAGAGAAAUAAUGUCAAGUGAUAUUAUUAUUGAAGAAGGCAUUUGCAAUAAUGGUGGUUUCUAUAAGAAACAUAAGAGAAGAAAGGAGUGGCCAAGAUGGGAGACGCUUAAAUUUUACAGAGUCUUAAAUGUAGUUGGUACUGAUUUUCUAUUGAUGCAGACUCUAUUCCCAAAUAGGACUAGACAAGAAAUUAAACAAAAAUACAAGAAAGAAGAAAGAGUUAAUCGCCAAUUGAUUGAAAAAGCUCUGAAAUAUCAUCAAGAGUUUGAUACUGAAAUGUUAGAAGAGCAGUUAGCACUGUUACAAAAACUAGAAAAUAUCAAAGAAACACCUAAAAAGACAUCAGAGAAAAUGAAAAAUGAUCAAAAUAUAACUAGAGCGAUGAAAAGACGCAAGCAUCGAUUGGUGGCAAAAAGUAUCGGGGAGUGUGAACCACAAUUACCAAAGAGCACUGUUAAUAAUGAAGAAGCUGAAGACACAAUAUCAACAAGCGACGAGAUCGACAUUGAAAUAAAUAGCGAAGUGAGUGAUGCACAUCAACAAAUGAGGAAGGGAAGCAAAGCACGAAAGAGGCGAUUGGAUGAUAAAUCUGAUAAUUCUGAUGAUGACAGCCAUUUCAAUAGUGAUUCGGACAGUUCUCCAGAGAUUUAUCGAGUCCGACCGACUAGAUCUGGUAGACAGCCGAAGAAAAUGAAAAAGCUGCAAGCGCCCAACGUCAAUAAACUUAAUAUACCUAAUGUUAAUGCGAUAUCUGACGGUGGUAUCGAGAAUGAAUCGUCAGUAAUUGGUGACGAGAAUGUGAUAUCGUCACAUGUGGAAGUUACAGAAGUUAUAAAUACUUCAAUCAAGAACGACGAAAGCGUGGAAACAUCGUGUCCUGAAAAUAUUACGAAUGUAAUACCGAAUAUAAAUCAAAUGGAACCGGGAUCUUUGGUGAUUGUAUCGAAGGAGUCUGCAGAGGAACCUGGAAACACUAUUCUGCAAGUUUAUAUGGUUAGCUCGAACAUUGAUAAUAUUAACGCCGCUGAAUCUACGGCGGAUCAGCAGAAUCUAUCAGAUUCUGUAACGACUAAAUCGGAAAUUGAUGAAUUGACUGAACUUGACAAUGAUAAAAAAUCCGAAAAAUGAUCUUUGCAUUUGUACUUAGCUGUAUAAUUAAAUUUUAGAUAGCAUUAUAUAUCUUCGAUUUGUCGGCAUUGAGUAUUAAUUUAUAUAGACUGGAAGAGUAUAAAAAGACUGCAAAAGAUGUACAAGAGAAGAUUUCGAAUUUUGUUAUUUAUGCUGUAGUUUUUUUUUUUUUUAUAAGCGAAGAUUUCUUGUUAUGUUAUAUAUUAUGUAGAAUGUUUUCUAUCUGGGGAUAAAUUUAUUUCUUCCGACAAAUUGAAGACUGUUUAUUGUGAUAAGAAUUGCGCAAUAUACGGAUGCAUAUUCCUGUGUAAUAUUAAUUUUUUUUUUAUUAGAAAAAGUUUUAUUUUGUAUGUAUAAAAUUAUUCAAUAGUAGAGUAUAUUAUAUUAUCAGCAUUACGUGUGUAACACAAUAAUAGCAUGUCCGAGUUCUCUCAUAUAAUUCUCACUUGUAUCUCGUCUAUUUUCUGAAUCAACUGUAUGUAAAGUGACUUUAUUUAAUAUAGUUUUUCCACUACUUAUAUGUCACAUAAUUACAGUGGAUUAAGAAAAUCAAUGAGAAUAAGGACGAUACAUUUUUAUUUCGCAAAAUAUAUUAUAUCAUCAGAAUAAGAAUAUGGGCUAAAAGAAAACUUUGUAGUAAGGAUAAAAUUUGAUCUCGACGACUUCAUAAUAUAGGCAAUCUUAUAUAUAAAAUUCGUAAGUAUAUAUUUCCUUUUAUACUUAUAUAGGAUAUAUAUAGGAAAUUAUUGUAUACAUUUAUUGAACUAUAUUGAGAAAGAUAAAUUAUUGCUGCUAUUGUGAAUAAUCUCUUUCAGCCAACAUUUUGAGCAUCAAUUCUAAUAAAGCUCAAUGGUGUUUCCAUUAUACUGCCAUGACAAUGUUUAUAAUGUAAAGUUACAUUAUAUAAGUUAUAUAAUAUAAGGCUAUCAUAAUUGAUAGUCAUUUUAUAGGAAUAAAAUUGCUAUAGAGAAAAAUUGCAGCUAUCAGAAAUAAAAUAUUGAGCAAUUGAAA